Didymella exigua CBS 183.55 is the source of this 1482-nucleotide messenger RNA. RefSeq lists its product as uncharacterized. The transcript is spliced from 2 exons. The coding region runs from base 235 to 1290 and encodes 351 amino acids. Lineage: Eukaryota; Fungi; Ascomycota; Dothideomycetes; Pleosporales; Didymellaceae. The record is from RefSeq and is a predicted model, not a curated record.
UGCAGCUGCGCAAUCACCACUCCCACGCGACAACACUGCUCCCGUGCUACUGCGACGUCGUGCGUUCUUUUGUUCUCUUCUUCUGCCUUACGUUCUCGUUGUAUUGCUCAAGAUCUUCGCACCCUGAUUCUCCACUUCUCCGUCUCGAAAGACACCUCCUCGACUUCCGCCAGAGCCGCCGAACACUAGCUUCCCCCGUAUUCACCUAUCCCUCGGCCUUGCCUUUCGAAAAACAUGGCACACUCACGAUCACACACAUCCCUCCUUUCGCUGCUCGCGGCCACUUCAUUACUCCCUCUCCAAGCAUGGGCCUCCUUCGAAUGCAAAGACAUGGGGACGCAAGGCACCCACUUCAACUUCGAGAAGCUUGGCGGGCCACACGUCGUACAUUGGAAAGAAGAAGAUGUGGAGCACGACAUGGAAUUCAAAUACAACUUCACAAUGGACCUCUGCAAAGCUCUGAAGUCAGAGUGCCAUAACGGCGCACGAGUCUGUGGCAUGCGGGAGAACAUCGAUCUCUCCCAGGAAGGAAACUCGACUAUCACACCAAUCGAUAUUGCUGGAACAUACACCUCAUACAACGGGCGCAACAUCGAUGCCAAGUACGAACUGCUGCGAAACUCGAAGUCGAACUCAGAUUCAGGACGUGAAGGUUUGAGAACCAUCCUGCACGGAGGACGACUGCCUUUUGAUGAUAAGAAGAACGGCCUCGAUCAGCGUGCAAUCAUCGAAUUCGUGUGCGACAAGGAUCGUACAGGACUCGAAGGUGAUGAGACAGAUGGCGGCAAAUCAGGCAGCGGCAAAGAUGAUGAUAAGGAUGGCAAGAAGGACGAUGAUAAGAAGGACGAUGAUAAGAAGGACGACGAUAAGAAAGAGGAGAAGCGUAUGAGCAGGAGAGAAGAGGGUAGCAAAGACCAGUGUGAGGACAGCGACGCUAGUCUGCGCUUCUGCGGGUACAAGGUCGAGAACCUUGAGAAGGACAAGAUGGCAAGGACACUGAGGUUGGAGUGGCGCACCAAGUAUGCGUGCGCGGACACACCCGCGGAGAAGCCUGCGAGCGCGCACUGGGGCUUCUUCGGGUGGUUCUUCAUCAUUCUUUUCCUUAGUAUCGCAGCCUACCUCGUCUUCGGCUCAUGGCUCAACUACAACCGCUACGGCGCACGCGGGUGGGACUUGCUUCCUCACGGCGACGCCAUUCGCGACGUCCCCUAUAUCGCGAAGGACUUCGGGCGCAAGAUCUUCCAAACCGUGCAGGGUAGUGGGAGUAGGGGAGGGUACGCCGCUGUCUGAUUGAGCAUGGGCUCGGUCUGUGCUUCGUGCUUCUAGACGAAGUUUUGGUGAAGCUGGAGGAGUUGAAAGAGGAGGGAGUGUAGAAUCCGAUCUGCUUGGAUCAGAUUCAAGCACUGACUAGCGUACACAUCUAGAUAUUGACUGCUGACGCGUCGUUAGCGCCUACAAUAUGUAUACAUCUUUCCUUCCCGC